AUGGCCGCCGACAAGCCCUCAAACACACACGACGAACACCCCAACCUUGACCCCUCCCACGAAGCCGCCCUCACCGGCGCCCUCGCCCUCGCCAACCUCUUCAGCAACUGCGUCGAAGCCUUCGGCCUAAUCCACCCCGCCCACAAAUGGGAAAAAGAAGAACAACUCCUCCUCUCCCGCCUGGGAAUCCAACAAGCCCGCCUCCUGAUCUGGGGCGACGUAGUCGGGAUCUGUUCCCCACCCAAAACCGUCACCGAUCGCGCCGUGCCCAAACACCCAAGCGCCGCGUAUCCAGAUGUCACCGAGGCGACGUUCUUCGGCGCCCGAGAUGCGAGGUUGGAUGAAAGUGGUGUGAGGACGGAAGUCGAGAAUGCGUUGGGGGCGAUUGUGGAUCGCUCGGCGGGCGCGAGUCGGGAUGAGAUGAUGGAGCGGUAUGGGCUCAAGCCGCCGAAACGGUUCACCGUAAUCCGGGAGCCGGCGUUGGAUGUGCAGCGGCUGGAGGGGUUUCGGGAAAGGUAUGAGUUGUUGCAGGAGGUCGGGGAGACGUAUGCGCAUUUGGGGGCGCGGAGGAGCAAUUCGAUCGUGGCUACUAGUUGGACUAUAGCGGAUAAUCUGAGGUUCGCGACGUUCAUUGCGUUGACCACGCAGAAGGUGGAUGAGUUGGUCAAGCUGAUGGGGGUGCAGGAUAAUGUUGAUAGGGGGAUGAGGGUGGAUAUUAAGAGUCUGGGGUGGCAUUUGACGGCGGAUAAGUCGAAGUUAGCUUCCGAUACUUCGAAGUUGAAGCUUCUGCAGGCCGUCUGUGACGCUGAUUAUCCCGAGUAUACUGCUGCGGUGCAGACGGCGCUGGAGAACAUCAAUCGGGAGAACGUGGAGAACUUUGGGGUGGCGAAUCCGUAUAUGACGGUGCCUGCAUCCCCGGCUCACCCUUCGAAUCUCCCGAAACCGAACCAUGCGCAUACGAAUGGGAGCGGGGAGAAGAAUAAGCGGCCGGGUCUCUUCAGCAUCUUCAAGUCGGGCUUCGGGAAAUCGAGCAACAAGGUCCCCAGCAGCAAGCGCGGCCGCAACCUCAGCGUCUCCUCCAUUGAGCCCCCUCGCUCGUAUUCAGAUGCCGGACCCACGACGUCCUUCUCACCAGAUGCGCCCCGUAUGACGGACGAGGAUGGAGCACCACUGGAGCCUCUUCGAAGCAAGUCGGUAGGUGCGAUUUUGGAUACGCCGACGACGACGAUCGAUGAGGUGUUUAUCAAGAACAGGCUGGAGCAGAUGCGCACGCAUGAUAGUGAGGGUGAUCGAAAUCCGCUUGAGCAGACGGAGACGGUGGGGAGUGUGAUCUCGAGGCAUGAUCAGUAUCAUGGGAUUGGGAGGGUGGAUACGAAGGAUCAGAGGCAGGGGUGGUGA
This is a messenger RNA of Recurvomyces mirabilis, 1398 nucleotides long. RefSeq lists its product as uncharacterized. Bases 1 to 1398 code for a protein of 465 amino acids. The record is from RefSeq and is a predicted model, not a curated record. Lineage: Eukaryota; Fungi; Ascomycota; Dothideomycetes; Mycosphaerellales; Teratosphaeriaceae. The transcript has a single exon.